Aricia agestis (brown argus) is the source of this 1916-nucleotide messenger RNA. Its product is annotated as Krueppel-like factor luna. The record is from RefSeq and is a predicted model, not a curated record. Gene Ontology annotation, molecular function: DNA-binding transcription factor activity, RNA polymerase II-specific; RNA polymerase II cis-regulatory region sequence-specific DNA binding. The coding region runs from base 64 to 933 and encodes 289 amino acids. Lineage: Eukaryota; Metazoa; Arthropoda; Insecta; Lepidoptera; Lycaenidae. Gene Ontology annotation, biological process: regulation of transcription by RNA polymerase II. The transcript has 7 exons.
CUGUCUUGGUGGGUUCACGCGUGUCGCUUUUAAAAAAGUCGCUCGGCAUCACAUGUAAGGACGAUGGAUGUUCUUCCUAGCGGUAACCUAUUCCGCGAGCUGCAGGAUGUCACCGACACCGGAUACUUCGAGUGGAAGCUGUCCCUGGAAGACAAGUGGCAGCAGACAUGUUACGAAAUGGAAAGAUACCUGCGGGAGGAGCCAAGGGGGAAACGCAAGGAGGAGGACUGGGCGCGGUCCAUGACUCCCCCCAUCACCUCACCACCAUCACCGAGACUGUUCACAAUCACCACCGUCAAAAGCGAAGUCCUCAGCGAUUGUGAUGAACCAAAAGGCUACGAGGACCGGCCAGACUCACCGGAACCCAUGGUUGACAUCGCUCUCUUAUCUUCCAGUAAACGAUCGGGAUUCGCAGAGUUGUCUCGACUUGAGGUCAUACCUGGGCUUGUCUCAACAUCCAGAAUUAAAAAGGAGGAUGGUUUUAAAGAAAAAGUUUCGUCGAGACCACCCGCCCCCUUGCUUAGCCUAGGUUUGACUCCAAUCAAGCCAACCAAAACCUCGAAACCGGUGAAACCUGUCAAAAAACCCACUGACGAGGCGCCGUGUUCCCCGCCGGUGCGUCGCCACGCGUCACGUCACCACUCGCUCAGCCACGCGACAGACUCGCGACGCAGAGUGCAUAGGUGCGAGUUCCCAGCGUGCGACAAGGUCUACACGAAAAGUUCGCACCUAAAAGCCCAUAAACGCACCCACACAGGCGAGAAGCCGUACAAGUGUUCGUGGGAAGGCUGCGAGUGGAGAUUCGCGCGAUCUGACGAGUUGACGCGGCACUACCGCAAGCACACCGGAGCCAAGCCCUUCCGCUGCCGCCACUGCGACCGCUGCUUCUCCCGCUCCGACCACCUCGCCCUCCACGCCAAGAGACACGCGUAGCAAGCCAAACCCGCUCCCAGGAGCCAAAAACUCUCGCGCAAGUGAACGUGUGACAAGCCAAAGAGUAGCCGAGUCAACACACAUCGCUUUAAUUAAUUUCGGCGUGUUCUGUUGCUUAUUAGAGAUUUAUCGGUCGCCAAGCGAUCGUGUUGUGCCAUCGCGGUAGACGCGUUUGACUUAUUUAUUGUGGUGGAUCCCACCGACGCCAGCACGACCUAGUUUUAAGGGUGUGCAUCGCGUUACCUGACUUUAUGUCGGAUCUUUAGACAAGCGCUGGUUUCAGAGACAAGCCAUAAACGAUAUAGCGUCAGCCAAAAAUCUAUUACGUAUCCAUAAUCACCACCGUGGAAUGUGGAACAGAUUUGUGGGUCUCAUUCUUUUUUCCAGUUAUUGUUUGGUAAAUUAUUAUUAUUGAGCAUCAAUAGCAAUCCGUGGAAAAAUGGAAUCCGCAAUCUGUUAUUAUGUUACGGAAUUAAUUUCUUUGACAUUUCUCUGUGCGACAGCUUUCGCAUUAAAUUACAAGUCUUUGUCUAUUGAAUUCAACGAAUGCAUAAAGAUGCCGACAUAUUUUUUAUUUGUAAGAUAUUAAUGAUUAUUUAUAUAUAAUAUUAUGCUAUUAUACACGAAAAUCUUAUACUAUCACAAUAUACUCUCUCAUUCCGUUUGGUUUAAGUUUCAGUGUGUACUAAUUAUUGGUGCAAGUUUUGUAUUUUUAUGUUCACCGUUGCACACUUUUUAUUUUUUAUUUUGAAACUUUUUAUUAGCUUAUUUUAGAGUACUUUGCAAGUUGAUUCUACACAUCAGUCGCAUUUUGUUUUAAACAAGAGCACUUAUUAUUUAUAUUUUGUUGUUGUUACACUGUUAGUAUGAUAGUAUAUGUUAUUUAAAUCUAUUUUAUGCUAUAUAGGCUGAUUAUUAUUAUAGUUAAUUUUGAGCAUUUCUUAUAUUAUCUAACUUUAAGUGUUUAUAUUUUAAGCUAGCUU